AUGGGUCAAGUGAUAAAUGAAAUUAGUGAAUAUUUUGAGAGAAAGAAGGAAAUUAAGGAAAUUGUAAAUAGUUAUCCAUCUGAAAAGGUAUAUUUAUUGGAUAGAGAUAGUUUAUUAAUUGAGGAACAAGAUAAAAAGAUUAGAAUUUUAGGAUGCACCCUGUGGUCUAAUGUUCCUUCGAGAUAUGAAAGAGACAUUUCAAGUGCUAUUAAUGAUUAUAAGGUUAUUAAUAUUAAGGAUGGUGAUAAAGCACCUCGAGUUCUCACAGUUGAAGAUACCAAUAGAUUCCACAAGGAAGAUGUGGAAUGGAUAAAAUCUCAGUUGGAAAUGACUAAGGAGAACAAUGAAAUAGCUGUAGUAUUGACACAUCAUGCUCCCCUCACACAAGGGACAUCUCAUCCAAAGCAUGAUUCAUCCAUUUAUAGCUAUGCCUUUUCAACUCAUUUGGAAUCAAUAAUUAAGGAAAAUCCUCAAAUUAGGGUUUGGGGAUAUGGACAUUCACAUUACACUAAUUCAAUUCAAUGUCAUCUAACACAGGUAGUUAGUAAUCAACUUGGAUAUCGUGUAGAGUUGGAUAAUGUGAAUGGAUUUGAUCCGGAUUUUUCCAUAGAUAUCUAA
Messenger RNA from Naegleria gruberi, 618 nucleotides. RefSeq lists its product as uncharacterized. The coding region runs from base 1 to 618 and encodes 205 amino acids. The transcript has a single exon. Lineage: Eukaryota; Heterolobosea; Eutetramitea; Acrasida; Naegleriidae. The record is from RefSeq and is a predicted model, not a curated record.